AUGGCCAAGCAAUCCGAGGAGUCCCCUCCUCAAACUAUCUUACAAAAAUCGACCGAAGGAGUCACUUUGCUGAUGUUUACGCAGUUAUUUGGUAAAGUCGUCACAUUUCUGCUAAAUACACUCCUGGUAAGAUACUUGUCGCCAAAAGUUUUUGGGAUCAAUGCAUUUCUGGAGUUUCUGCUCUCAACAGUUUUGUUUUUCAGUCGGGAAGCGGUUAGACUGUCAGCUUUGAGAAUCAAAUCUCCCACGCCUUCAAAUUCCAAUGUUCAGGAAGACGAUGGACAGGCAGAAGAUGCAGAUAAGACGGUUCUACAAAUAGCUAUCAACUUUUCCUAUAUUUCGAUGCUGAUCGGACUUCCUCUCUCGCUCGUGCUAAUUGGGUGGCAGUACAGUAAUUUGAAUGAGUAUUUCCUUUCGCUGCCGUAUUUCAAGCUGGCCAUUGCGAUCAUAUGGCUCAGUAUUCUGCUGGAACUCUGCAGCGAGCCCUUUUUCAUUGUGAAUCAGCUUAUGUUGAACUACAAAGUCAGAAGCCAGUUCGAAAGUAUCGGUGUCCUUGCAGCGUGUGUGGCCAACUUCGCCAUAGUGUACGUUUACGAAAAUAAGAUCAAUGGUUCCGGGGCUUCGUUGCAUGAUACUACCAAGCAAGAAGGAAUUGCCAUUUUUGCGUUUGCCGUCAGCAAGCUCGCUCAUUCAACAGCGCUCCUGUGCGGCUACAGCUACGACUACUUUACUCGUCUCUCGAGGGAAAACAAAUUUCGCAUAUGGCCUACCAAGAUCCAAUUGUCGAGCAAAACGCAACCCUUCUAUUUUCAAAGCGACAUUGUGCAGCAUUUCAGAAAGGUUUAUCUGCAAUUGUGCUUCAAACAUUUGCUUACAGAGGGUGACAAGCUGAUAAUCAAUUCUAUGUGCACGGUUGAGGAGCAAGGAAUUUAUUCGCUGCUCUCUAAUUACGGUUCGCUGCUAACGAGAUUAGUUUUCUCGCCUAUUGAAGAGUCUCUGAGACUUUUCCUAGCGCGACUAUUGUCAGUGACUUCCUCCAAAAAUGUAAAGCUUUCGAUGGAGGUACUUGUGAAUUUGACCAAAUUCUACUUGUAUUUGUCGCUUCUCAUAGUGGUUUUCGGACCCAUCAAUUCUCCAUUUCUACUACAGUUCCUCAUCGGCAGUAAGUGGUCCAGCACUAGUGUUCUGGACACCAUCCGAAUCUAUUGUCUGUAUCUGCCCUUUCUUUCCAUCAAUGGCAUAUUCGAGGCCUUUUUCCAAAGUGUUGCUACCGGGGAAGACAUUCUAAGACAGUCCUACUUCAUGAUGGCCUUUUCGUGCGUGUUUCUGGCCAGCUGCUGGGUAUCAAUUGGCCACUACAAGAUGUCGUUAGAGGGUCUGAUCGUGAGUAACAUUAUGAACAUGAUUUUACGAAUUGCGUUUUGCGGAUGGUUCAUUGGAAAGUUCUACAAGAGUCUUCAUUCAGAUUCUAACAUGCACAAUUCCUCCUUCCUGCUGAACUUCCGUAACUUCAAAGUGGUUUCCUUCGUGGCAGCUAUCAUCGCAGUCUCGAAUUUCUGCAUUUUCGGUGUUGUCAAAACAUUCGAGCAGUUCUUCCUGAACGUCGCAAUGGCUCUGGUACUGCUCGCAUUGAUCAUCUACAAAGAAAAGGACAGCUUGAACGCUUACCUGAGGCAGAACAAGAACGACACCAAACAUGUCUAG
Lachancea sp. 'fantastica' is the source of this 1704-nucleotide messenger RNA. The record is from the annotation of a GenBank genome assembly. Lineage: Eukaryota; Fungi; Ascomycota; Saccharomycetes; Saccharomycetales; Saccharomycetaceae.